This is a messenger RNA of Diorhabda sublineata, 522 nucleotides long. RefSeq lists its product as uncharacterized. The record is from RefSeq and is a predicted model, not a curated record. Lineage: Eukaryota; Metazoa; Arthropoda; Insecta; Coleoptera; Chrysomelidae. The transcript is spliced from 2 exons. The coding region runs from base 1 to 522 and encodes 173 amino acids.
AUGGAUAGGAAAAGACCAUUGACUCAAAGUGAAGUUGAUUACUACUUAAAUAUAAGUGAUUCAGAAUUUGAUGAGCUUUCUGGCGUGAAUAGCAGUAGCGAUUAUGAACCUUCUGAGAAUUCAAGUGAUAGUGAAGAUGAAGUCGUCUCAAAAUCUGAAGAUGAUCCGGAACCUGAAGAUAACGCCGAUGAUUCUCAAGCAACAACAUCAAAUGCGAAUGAUAAUUUGUGGACAGAAACUCAACAGAGUCCUGAAUUAUUUAUUUUCAAAGAAAAGGUUGGUGUGAAAUUGGAUACGACAAAUUUUACAGUUCAAACGCUAGUGGACUUAUUUUUUUCGGACGAUUUUCUUGCCUUACUGGUGGAACAAACUAAUUUAUAUGCUGCGCAAGAAAUUGAAAAAAGCACAACAAUAAAGAAAACCAACAGGUUAUCAAAUUGGCAAAACGUCCCGAAAUUAGCGAUUCGACGUUUCAAAAUAAAUCUCGAUCCGAAUGACUCUAGUUUAUGUUUGUAUGGGUAA